This is a messenger RNA of Trematosphaeria pertusa, 1071 nucleotides long. RefSeq lists its product as uncharacterized. Bases 1 to 1071 code for a protein of 356 amino acids. Gene Ontology annotation, molecular function: ubiquitin protein ligase activity. The record is from RefSeq and is a predicted model, not a curated record. The transcript has a single exon. Lineage: Eukaryota; Fungi; Ascomycota; Dothideomycetes; Pleosporales; Trematosphaeriaceae. Gene Ontology annotation, biological process: protein ubiquitination.
AUGGCUUCCGCCUCGCGAGACGAUUACAUCCAUAACAACCUUACGCCCAGCAGCCCAUCCGAUGAAACAACGUGCCCUAUCUGUUCGGAAGACUGGAAACCGCAGACCAUGGAAAUCGUGACUACACACUGCGGUCAUGUUUUCCACAAGGACUGUGUGAUUGCAUGGUUGGAGAGCGAGUUUGCGGGGAGUUCCAAUACUUGCCCUAGCUGUCGCAGCGUUUUCUUUGAGUCCUCCUCCGACGGCGAUGACGAAGAAGACAGUGAAGACGAUGAAGACGACUAUGAUGCCCCCAUUGCCGCCAUUGGUCUUAUCUUCCGGGAAACGUUCAGUGUUAUCUUACAGGCCGAUGCACUGCGCCAGCGAUUUGGCAUUGACCUGACAGACGUAUCCAAGCCGGAUCGCUUCCGACAAGCGCUCGAGGCCACUGUCGAGUACGCCGGGGACGCCGGGCUUCCCCUCAUGGAACACCCUGAGAUGACACCUGCAGGUGUUCAGGUGAUCAAAGCAAGCGCCACGCGUGGCUUGCUCGCCAACGAGAUAAUCAGGGUGAAUGAGCACCUGAUGACUCCGGACGACUGGGUGGAGAUGCUAGGGCAGCUAUCAGCGUGCCGAGAACAAGCGAGUGAUCCCGCGAACUUUGCAGACACACAACACGUAGACACUCUUGUACGAGCCGUCGACUACAUGUGGAUGGCAUGCGUGAAACCUGACCCAUGCUACACGCUGCGGCUUUCUGAACGGCGGCCUGGCGCAUGCCUCACCAGUGUCCUCUGGGCAAUUUCGUCGAACAACCACCCUGUCCAAAGGGGAAAUUUGGAGUACCGUGGUGAGCAGAUUAACCUAUUCGACGACGGCCUCGUUCAAAACUACCUUCACUUCCAGGUCGAGGUGGCCGUUCAGCAUGACGGGCACAAUCCCGUACUCCGGAUCACGGAACUACAACCGGGAAGCGUCUCCCGUCUUAUGGUUGCUGAGGGUAUGGCUCGGGUCGAUAUAUUGACGAACGAUGGGCCGGUCGUGGAAGUGACGCCAGUAUUUGCGGAUGGACCUUUCGGCCUGGGGCCUUAG